GCAAUAUUUCAUCUUCUAGCUCUUUAUUUUCUUGAGCUCUCCUGCGUGUCAUUCUCUGCAGUUUGAAGACAUGGGUGUUGAAACUACUAACAAUGAUCAUGGCUACACCCAGAAAGAGGAUGAUGAACAAGUAGCAAGGCAGAAGGCAAUUGAUGAUUGGCUUCCAAUUACUUCUUCAAGGAAUGCAAAAUGGUGGUACUCAGCUUUCCACAAUGUCACUGCCAUGGUUGGAGCUGGUGUCCUCAGUCUCCCCUAUGCCAUGUCAGAGCUUGGAUGGGGUCCCGGUGUGGCUGUGCUGAUACUAUCAUGGAUCAUCACGCUAUACACACUAUGGCAAAUGGUUGAGAUGCAUGAAAUGGUGCCAGGAAAGAGAUUUGAUAGAUAUCAUGAACUUGGUCAACAUGCUUUUGGUGAAAAGCUUGGCCUGUACAUUGUUGUGCCGCAGCAACUUAUUGUUGAAAUUGGUGUGUGCAUUGUGUACAUGGUUACUGGGGGAAAAUCAUUGAAGAAGUUCCAUGAUAUUGUGUGCAGCACAUGCAAACCGAUCAAACAAACGUACUUCAUUAUGAUUUUUGCCUCUGUUCACUUUGUGCUCUCCCAUCUCCCCAACUUCAACUCCAUCUCUGGUGUCUCUCUGGCAGCUGCAGUCAUGUCCUUGAGCUAUUCUACGAUUGCUUGGUCGGCUUCUGUUGAUAAGGGUGUUCAGCCAGAUGUGCAAUAUGGAUAUAAAGCUUCUAGUAAGGCAGGAACAGUCUUUAACUUCUUCAGUGCCCUGGGUGAUGUGGCUUUUGCAUACGCUGGGCACAAUGUGGUCUUGGAGAUUCAAGCAACAAUCCCAUCUACACCUGAGAAGCCAUCCAAAGGACCUAUGUGGAGAGGAGUCAUAGUUGCCUAUAUAGUGGUGGCUUUGUGCUAUUUCCCUGUUGCUCUAAUUGGGUACUGGAUGUAUGGAAAUUCAGUCUCCGACAACAUCCUCAUCACAUUGGAGAAGCCUGUAUGGCUUAUUGCAAUGGCUAACAUGUUUGUUGUGGUCCAUGUUAUUGGAAGCUACCAGAUUUAUGCUAUGCCAGUGUUUGACAUGAUGGAAACUGUGUUAGUAAAGAAAUUGAAUUUCCGGCCCACUAUGAUUCUUCGUUUCUUUGUACGCAAUAUUUAUGUUGCAUUCACAAUGUUUGUUGGCAUUACCUUCCCUUUCUUUGGUGGUCUUCUCGGAUUUUUUGGAGGAUUUGCUUUUGCCCCAACUACAUACUUUCUCCCUUGCAUAAUGUGGCUUGCCAUCUACAAACCAAAGAAGUUUGGCUUAUCUUGGUGGACUAACUGGAUCUGCAUUGUCUUCGGCGUUAUCUUGAUGGUUGUAUCACCCAUUGGAGGGAUGAGGCAAAUCAUAAUUCAAGCAAAGGACUACAAGUUCUACAAUUGAACAACCUUCCAACCUGCAUGAAGGGGAUUGCUAUAAAAGAAAAAUCCUCGAGUGAAGAAACCAAAAUGGUGACAGAAACUAUGGCAACGAACAAAACUAGAUCUUUAAAUAGGGCUAUCCAGUAUUAUUAAGACCCCAAUAGACUGUUUUGGAGUAUUGACAUGCUUCUUGCUCGUGUAAGCUUGAAUGGUGGCCGCAGAUUCAUAAGAGGGUUUCCUACAUGCCAAUACUUUGUUCCUUUUAUUUUUUCACCAUUUGUGUAUGCGUAUAUCAUGCCUUUUCCAUUUCAUGUUUUGUUUGAGCUCAAUUUGGCUUGUCAAUUCUCCCCUUCGAUUACUGAAAUGAAUACAGAUAAAGUGUUUUAAUUUGCAUUUAA
Molecule: messenger RNA, 1796 nt
Organism: Populus euphratica (Euphrates poplar)
Lineage: Eukaryota; Viridiplantae; Streptophyta; Magnoliopsida; Malpighiales; Salicaceae
Product: lysine histidine transporter 1
Exons: 8
Coding region: 71-1420 (449 amino acids)
Source: RefSeq, a predicted model, not a curated record